CCUACAGUGGAUAUGCUUCGUCCGCCUCCGCAAACUCAAGCCCUCUCGAGCCGUACCUUUCGUGUACCGCCCUUAGACGGAUCCCUCGCCCUGCCAGAGAUAUAUGACUGGCACGCAGAGCAUUCGCCGGAGCACCCUGUCUUCAAAUUCGCCAGAGAGGAUGGCAUCACUAAAACAAUCUACUGGCCAGAGGUGGCGCAUGCUGUCCGUGUCGGUGCUAAACUGAUCACACAGCGAACCCAUUCCGAAGUAGAGCGCGAUGAAAGACCUAUCGUAGCGAUAUUGUCGCAUUCCGACACAAUCCCUUACUUCGUUACUGCGGUCAGUGUGAUGCGGGCACAUUGCGUCGUUUUCCCGAUUUCUCCUCGAAACUCUCCUACCGCGGUGGCGCAUCUGAUCCAAAAGGUUGGAGUGAAGCAUAUCCUUGUAGGGCAGGAGCAAGCCAUGCGCGACCUAUCGAGUGCUGCCCUGAAUAUACUGGAGUCGCAAUAUCCCUCAACGCCUAAGCCUAACCUGACGCCGAUGCCUCUAUAUGAAGAUUUAUUCUUACAGUUUAUCGAUAUCUCACUAGGACCGAUAGGCUCCACAGCUUUCCCAAAGCCUAUUUUCUGGACCCAGGGGCGUUUUGCCGAGAUGGCCCUGAUCCCAUGGUUUGGAGAACGUGAUCUCACGGGUGUUGUCUGGUCUCUACACACUAUGCCCAUGUAUCAUGGAAUGGGUGUCCUGCAGCUUUAUUGGGCGCCGUCAUGUGGACUGAUCGUCAGCGCAUUCGAACCGAAGACCCCAGCGCCCAUGCCGACACCCGACGGGCUGUUCAAGGCGGCGAAGGCAACUGACAGCGAUGUCAUUUUCUGUGUCCCAUCCAUCAUUGAGGCAUGGGCCCAAAAGCCUGAGUAUGUUAAAUGGUUGGCUAGCCGCACGGGUGUGCUGUUUGGUGGUGGGCCCCUCAACAAAGAGGCCGGAGACUACAUGACAUCGCAAGGUGUUUCUAUCUUCAUUCUCUAUGGAUGCACGGAAGGCGGGAUCAUGAGCCCGAUCUUGCCUGACAAGGUCGGCUACGAUUGGGAAUACUUUCGGAUUCCCAACAACGUCAAGUCACAUAUGGUUCCAUAUGGCAACAAUACAUACGAGUUUGUCAUGGUGUUGAAUCACUUCUGCACACUGAGCGUCAUCAAUACUCAAGUUGAUGGCGUCCCAGCAUACGCAACCUCCGAUCUUUUCGCUCCACACCCGACGAAGCCAGGGUAUUGGAAGAUCUUCGGUCGUACUGAUGAUCAGAUCAUGCACAAUACGGGAGAGAAGACUAAUCCGGGCCCAUUAGAGAGCAUGCUCAAUCAAGACCCCCAUGUGCUAUCCUCAGUGAUGUUCGGUCGCGGUCGCUUCCAAGCAGGUAUUCUGGUGGAUCCAAAGUCAGAGUACAGAUUCGAUCCUUCAGAUGAAGUGAAGCUGGCUGAAUUCAGGAACAAAAUUUGGCCAACAGUGGAGAGGAUGAACGCAUAUGCGCCGCAGCAUUCGAGGUUGUUCAAGGAGAUGAUCAUAGUCGCCAAGCCAUCGAAACCAUUCACGUACACCGCGAAGAGUACGGCUCGCAGGCAGGCAGUCAUUGCUGACUAUGAAGACGAAAUCAAUGCAGUGUACGACAAGGUGGAAGAGAGCACGCAGUCAAACAUUCCUCCACCAGCACAAUGGGAUGUCGUCUCUACCACCGAUUUCGUACGCGCCGUCGUGAAUAAAGUACUCAGGCAAACCGUCAACGACGACGACGAUCUCUUCGAGCACGGUUGCGAUAGUUUGCAAGCCACAUGGAUUCGAAACUCUCUGCUACGAGCACUGCAUGAUUCUGUUGAGACUGACACACGAAGGACCGCCGACAACCUCGUGUACGACAACCCUUCGGUGCUACGCCUCGCCUCGUUCAUCUCAGACCUCGCAUGUGGUAAGGACGGCACAGAGACAUCUCAGGCUGGACGUGUUGAUGCUAUGCGCGCCAUGCUUGCUCGUUAUAACAAACAUUUCCCGCUGCACAGAGCAGAUGAUCAUAAUGGCCAUACGGCCGGUGAUGUACUUCUGGUCACUGGCACAACUGGAAGCUUGGGAUGCCAUAUCUUGGCUCGCCUUGCCAAUAGGCAUAGCGUUUCGCGGAUCUUCGCCUUGAAUCGAACGUCUAGGGACAAGACACCUCUACGCACAAGACAGGAACAAGCACUACUCCAGCGAGGACUGAGUGCAAGUAUUCUUGAGGAUGAAAAGGUAGUCUUACUCGAGGGCGACCUCACAGCGGCUAGGCUUGGUCUACCGGAAGAGACUUAUGAAAAGCUGCGUCAAGUCGUGACACACAUUGUUCAUAACGCCUGGAGGGUCGACUUCAAUCUCAGUCUCAGCUCAUUCGAGAGCAAUAUCAAGGGCUUGCGCAGUCUCAUCGACUUGUCGCUAACAACACAUCAACAUAAACCGGCGCGACUCAUCUUCUUGAGCUCAAUUGGCGUGUACCAGAAUGUUCAAAGAAACGAAGUGCAGUCUGAAGCACUGAUCGAGCCAGACGUCGCAGUGAGCUCAGGCUACACGGAAUCCAAAUGGGUAUCAGAGGCGAUGCUGUUGGCCGCUGGCGAGGAGACGCAACUGAAUGCUCUGAUCGUGCGUGUUGGCCAGAUCUGUGGCGGUGCAGACGGUGCCUGGAACGUGAACGAAUGGUUCCCGUCAAUGGUUCAAAGCAGCAAAAAACUGGGCGUAUUCCCUAUUGAUGAUGGUGUGGUGAGCUGGAUACAGCCGGAAAUAGCCGCGAAUGCAAUCGUCGAUUACAUUAAGGGUCCCGCCACGGUCAGAGUGGUCAAUCUCGUCCAUCCACGUCCGUGUUCCUGGAACAUUCUAGCGGAUGCAAUCUCCGUGUCCUUGGACAUCAAACUGGUGCCAUACCAAGACUGGUUAUCGCUGCUGGCCACCCAAUCUCAGCAGAUGGCCAAGGGGGAGAGAGAAGAGCUAGAGCUACUUCGAGAAUUGAGGGCUCUGAAAUUACUGCCCUUUUUCCAGCGUCUUGUGCCAGGGUCAGCUGCCAGUGAAGCAAUGGGUUUCCCAUCCUUAGCUACGACUGAAGCAGUCGCCGCAUCUCCUACCUUGUCGGACCCAUCCCUACGUCAACUGACGCCAGAGAAUGUUCACAGAUGGAUCGCGAGUUGGAAGAAGGCAGGAUUGUGGUAAGGCGUUUGGAUGCGUCGGCACAUUUAAACUUAACCAACUAUGUGAUCGCCCAUUUGACCUGAUAACCCCAUACUUGGGAAUAACAAUCGAAUUAAAUUGUAGCGACAAAUCC
Molecule: messenger RNA, 3307 nt
Organism: Postia placenta MAD-698-R-SB12
Lineage: Eukaryota; Fungi; Basidiomycota; Agaricomycetes; Polyporales; Adustoporiaceae
Exons: 18
Coding region: 13-3195 (1060 amino acids)
Molecular function (GO): phosphopantetheine binding
Source: RefSeq, a predicted model, not a curated record